AUGGAUCUGAGGUCUUCAUCAGAGGGGUCUGUUCCCAGUGUCGCCGAGGAAGUCGAGGUCUGCACACCUGUGUUGCAGCAUUCUGAGGCUAUCUAUUCCGAAACUGACGUUGCACCACCCAUCCUUGCUAUCGCCAAAGCCAGCUCUACCUGCGUUACCACAGCUCCAACCACUGCCGAACAGAUCCCUGAUCUUGUGGCCUCCGAGUCCCUUCAGCCUACAACACUGGCUACUAGAACUAAAGGCAGUCCCGAGGACGCAAAAACGCUGGAAGGUGAUCGAUCAGUAACCCCGAGAGGCGACGAUGGUACGGCCUCUGAUGGACAUACAGAAGUGGUGUUGAUUGUUGGCAACAAGGAAGAGCCUACGAAGGCAGAGGGCAUCUCUAAAACUGCUAGCCAACACAGUAACACCCAGGAAGAAGCUGGACGCUCCAUGGGUGCAAUGAUGAGGGUCACGACGUCGAGCGAGGGUGCCUCUCUCAUGAAGGUGAUUAAUUCUGGUAAAGUCGAUGCGGCACGAACUGAUGUCACCUGCGUCCGGAACAACAAAUCGCGCACGUCUCCGCAAGAGAACAUCGCAGAGACGGAAGCCAUGGACUUUCAAAAUGCUAAGGAACGCAAGGUGGAACAGCACCAAGUGAUCCUUGCGACUGGAAUGACGAUGCCUUGCGAGGAUCUCGUCCACCACGAAACAGUGGAACUCUCCAACAAAGUAGAGCCCAGCCGCGAGAAUGACCCCAUUCUGCUCUCUAGGACGAUCGAUCUGCAAGUUACGUCCACAGACACACCUGCAUCCGCUACCGAUAUUGGACUUAAUAAAGAUGAAGAUCUCGCACCAAAAGAAGCGAAAGCUAUGGAGAUCACGGACCCCUUAACAAAGAAGCACUGUCCCAUUGAGGCUGUCAAAGACAAAGAGCAGAAAGAUGGUACGCUUGGAGAUGAUGAGAAGACUGCAAUGAAAACACCGAAGGAUGCGCGACUAGUGCAAAGUGUGCCACCACACAUGCAUUUAACCUCGAAGUCAGCAAACGUGCAACCAUAUGACCCACCAAACACGAGGCGUGAAUGGCCGGCUCCUGGCCCACGCGGACCUCGUGCUUACUAUCCAUCUGGUGGACACCAGCCCUCUCGACUUCCCUUGGACUACGAUGAGCUCCAACGAACAAAGGCUCAGCUCUCGAAGACUCGUAACAAUCUCGAUUGCGAACGCAAUACCAAUGCGGAGACGCAGAAGACCGAUGGAGCGGAGAAGCAAGCAUCCAUUGAUGCCGCUAUGUCUAACAUGCUGACUGAUCUCCUUCAUAAACAGGCGGAAGCGCUCACUGAAAAAGCAAAGGUCCAAGAGAAAGAGCGUGACUUGCACUAUCGUGAGCGGAGGAUCGUGCAGCUUGAAGAAUACCUCUCUGAUGGGCAGAGGCAGCUCAAGUACCAGCUCGAGCAGCAGGGCAUUCGUCCCAUGAGUGUCGUUGAACAGGCGAAUCUGCGCCGUGAGCUCGAAAUCAAGGUUAGACAUCAACUUUCUGAUAUCGAGGGCAAUAUCGCUAUUCAAGAGGAGCGUCUCCGUAAUCAGGAGGCCGCCCAGAAGAUUCGAGAGCAACAGUACAAGGCAUGGGUCUGUGACGCUGUUGAAGCCGAAGUUCGUGUGCAGAUUGCGAAAGACGAACAAGACAUGACUGCAGAUACCAAGGCUGCAGAGGUGGUCUGCGAACGUAGUCUUGCUCAAGGUCAGCACAUUACAGGUGAUCACACUUCUGGCGUCACAUUAGAGCAAGAAUUCUUAAAGGGGUAUGCUGCAUGCUCUCGCUCCCAGAUUGCUCUGUACAACAUGCGCAGUGGUCUCCUUGCGACUGACAGCCCAGAGCUUGCGUUUCUAUACGAUCUAACGCACCCAGAGAAUCUACACAACAUUGGCGUCCAGAUUGGUCGCAUGGAAGAUGUGUCAGAGAAGGUCAAGGCCGAGGCGAUGGAAGCGAACAUCUGUCACAAAUCAGCGAAAGACGGUGAACCUCAGGCAGUUGUCGCUCAUCGAGGUCGCGGUCAAGCCAAGUUCAACAAUGCCGGUCCACUCCGCUCCACCCAAACCAUAGACCACCCAGAGAAGGUACACGACACGCAGCGUUCAAAACAGCUGCAGGAAAUUCAGAAGGAGCAGCAAGAACAGCCGCUACGCAACUCCGUUCCUCAACGUUCCACCUUCGCUGGUGAAUUACGUGGCUCGUCAGUGACUUCAAAGGCAAUUUUUGCAGGUUGCAUCAACUCACCGUCCAGUUCAGACGGUCAAGCUACUAUCUACGGUAGCAUCGGUAAUGGUACUACUAAGGCAGGUUCGAAGGGUAGCGUGGGCGAAGGUGUCUAUGCCGGGCGUCGCAUCGUCCGCUACGAACAAGACUCUGAUGUCGAACCCGCAUCUCCUAACCUGAUCGACCUUUACUAG
Molecule: messenger RNA, 2436 nt
Organism: Ascochyta rabiei
Lineage: Eukaryota; Fungi; Ascomycota; Dothideomycetes; Pleosporales; Didymellaceae
Exons: 3
Coding region: 1-2436 (811 amino acids)
Source: RefSeq, a predicted model, not a curated record